AUGUACGAUUGCAACGAGCUUUUCGACGAUAUGGACGCGAAGCUUCAGGGCCCUGUUGCCAAUGGUGGAGUCAAUAUACACUGGGAGAAUAAUACGAUGGACUCCUCCCAGAAUGACACACACCUGGCUGUUGAUGACGGACAAUCAGACGGCAGUGAAGGCAGCUUCGACGAGACAGACUAUGACGGCUCCCCGGGCGGAACGCAGGUGAUUCAGUCUGUGGAAGAUGAUAUACACUCUGGCGUGCCUUUUGGUGAGGGUUUGAAACGGCUGGAGGAGGAAGCAGCGCCGCAUCAUCCUCCUACCGAUUACGCUACGUCGUUCUCCAGUGGCAGUGCCAAUCCUCCACGCGGGCUGUUUACUCAAACCUCAGCGAGCUUUCCAGUCUACGAGGGAAACCAAUGCUUCACAACUACACGGGAUCACAGUGGCCAUAUUGCAGUUCACCCUGUCUAUCCUCACAGUCCUGCAUUUGCAGCUCAUCCGCAUGGCAUGGGACAUACCUAUUCCAAUGAGCGACUGAGCAAUAGUUCAGAUAAUACCAACUUUCUCGUCCCUGACAAAUCGGAAAUCUCACCAAAUCCUCGUCCCUCUUCUCAUCCCACUAAUGACGGAGAUUCGACUUCCAAUGGCUCCCGCAAUGAAAGCCCCGCUGGUUUUACCGGUCGUCGCAAGAAACCAAUCGUCAAAACAAAUUACGCGUCUGCCACCCCUCCUGAUAUGAGUGCAAGACUGGCUGUGUCGACAAGCAGUGAAUCCUCGACUGACGAUGGCUCUGAGACUGACGAGGAAGAUCUGCCGUACUUGACUUUCGUCGAUCCGGUCGUUCCUGACUUUGUACCAAAAAUGUCAGACCUUUUGAACGUGAAGUAUAGCAACGCCGACCAGAACACAAUCUUUGAAACUGCCGAAGCUGCUAAUCGACUUGUUGGCGCUGACCCCGCCCCUAAAGAUAACACACUUCCUCGCACCCAAGCGCAGCGCAGGGCUUUCGUCAAGGCCGUGUUCAACGCGGUGAAAAGCACCGAGCAUGCGGAGGAUAAUCCGGGUAUGAUCAGACCGUUCGCGGAAGGCAAAUACUCGGACCGUCGAAUUGAAGUUUUGGCCUGGAAUAUUUUGCAUACUUGUGUUGUCCGCCAUACGACUGGAGCUCUGUUGGCGCCGUUCGAUGUGAAGAAAAAGGGGACCGCUGAAUUGUCCACUUUUGCUGACCGCAUGGCGAAGGUUAUUGAAUGCCUUACGUUUGUCGACGAUCCAGUCUCCUCUCAGAAGCGUGUCCUUGCAAACAAGAACCUCAACAAACGCAAAGGCGAUAUCAUGAACGCUGGCAAGCGAAUGAUGACCAAAUCUAGCAUCGCCGGCUCGCCACAGAGCAAAAUUGACGAUUCUUUCGCCAGCGAAACACCGUCGAGCUUCGGACCUCCCCAUGACAUGACUCCCUCCAGCACCCAGGACGUAAACGAUUCAGAGCAGACCAUAACCCCCGACGGAACCAUGACUGAAAGCAUGAUGGCACGCAGCUUCAACUCCACAGCCUCUCCUGCGGCUCGUCGCGCCUCGCUCAAUCUGGGACCGGGUGGUACUAUCACUCCUCACCACAUGCCCCGCAGUGCUCAACAGUCGUCUCCGUCUCCCGCUCCCAAGAGUGGCGCCGCUGCAGCUCAUAUCCGCAGAUUCCAUGAGCGUCGCUUGUCCAACCUCGUUGCUCAGCGUCGGGCCCAGAACGCUCGUACCCCGAGUCACUCUCGCAACAAUUCAAUCGAUGGCUCUCUGACUAUGAGCUUCUACGCUCCCGAAAAACACCAUUCUACAGCUGGAAGUAUGCCAGGAAGGCUCAGGUCUGAAUCUACGAGUACGACUGCUAGUCACAAGCGUCGCGCUUCUGAAGUGGACGAUGUCGAAGACAAUGCGUCUCCGAAAAAGCGACGUUGA
Aspergillus glaucus CBS 516.65 is the source of this 1932-nucleotide messenger RNA. RefSeq lists its product as uncharacterized. The transcript is spliced from 4 exons. Bases 1 to 1932 code for a protein of 643 amino acids. The record is from RefSeq and is a predicted model, not a curated record. NCBI's taxonomy places the organism in Eukaryota, Fungi, Ascomycota, Eurotiomycetes, Eurotiales, Aspergillaceae.